AUGGGGUUCAGCUCUAGACACGAUGGAAACCACGCCUUGGUUUGGGAUUCUGAGAACUCGGGGCUCCUUUCUCACGCAGAAAAAUCUGCUACUACGACUAGGAGAAGAUGUACUACUGGACAACUUGGAUUACUCUGGUUCAGUAUCAGCUUCAUGCUGAUAACCACUGCGGACUGGGGUCUAAGCCAUGUUCUGACGCAAGUUGCAGUGUUCCUUCGUGUAAGUAGGGCAAUGUCUUGGAAUGACUGGUCGUUCUCCAAAUCCACUGUUGGAGAUACGUAUGAUCUGGGAAAGCUGACGCAACCUUUUGGGUUUAGUCUCGACGGAAACGGUCAGGUUCUCGCCACAGUUGGAGCUCUAUACUCUCAACUAUACUUCUGCGGACGAGGCUGGGAUAGUGCGGCAGCGAUGGCAAGAUUUGCUACCAAGUUAAUUCACUUCACUAACUCUCGCUCAGAGGGCGGUGGAGACGUCCAUAUUGUCCAUGAUAAACACAACCAGCUUCUUAGCGAGCCGUGGUUGGACCCACAUGGGCAGUCUCUUUGGAAAGUAUCUUGGGCACAUCAAUUGCACUGCCUUUAUCUGAUCAUGAAUGAAUAUGAUCGUUUGAUACGGUAUGGACCAACAGGCAAGGAGAAUCAGGUCGAGCAUGGUCAUGCCGAAGUUCACACAAAUCAUUGCUUCGACUACCUACGCCAGGCUAUCCUGUGUAAUGCAGACAUGACACUUGAAGGUAGGGUCAUAGGCAGAGAUGCUGCACCUGGAACUGAUGGAUGGGGCCAUGCUCACGUUUGUCGGAAUCACGCCGAAGUGGUCAAUUGGCUUGAAAGUCGGAGGACAAAAGACAAAGCUUUCAUUAUUUCCCCAGUAUUUUCGUACAUUGAGCAGAACCCAGAUCAAUAUAAAUUCUGUAGCGUCCAAGCAUAUUCGAGUAGAAAUGGAUACGAACUUCAAGGAUUGAGGAAUCGAGCGCUUUCAAUCGGAAAUACAGUUCCUAGAUUCUACGGCGAAGAAGAAGCGCGUAACGAAAUCAUCGGCGGAAAACCGCCGCUGCCCUCUGAGGCGACGACAAGCCAGCCAGUCGCUCGAAACGUCCUAUAG
Pseudocercospora fijiensis CIRAD86 is the source of this 1101-nucleotide messenger RNA. RefSeq lists its product as uncharacterized. Gene Ontology annotation, biological process: mycotoxin biosynthetic process. NCBI's taxonomy places the organism in Eukaryota, Fungi, Ascomycota, Dothideomycetes, Mycosphaerellales, Mycosphaerellaceae. The coding region runs from base 1 to 1101 and encodes 366 amino acids. The transcript is spliced from 7 exons. The record is from RefSeq and is a predicted model, not a curated record.